Molecule: messenger RNA, 1685 nt
Organism: Scheffersomyces amazonensis
Lineage: Eukaryota; Fungi; Ascomycota; Pichiomycetes; Serinales; Debaryomycetaceae
Gene: PEX2
Product: ubiquitin-protein ligase peroxin 2
Exons: 1
Coding region: 264-1553 (429 amino acids)
Biological process (GO): protein import into peroxisome matrix
Cellular component (GO): peroxisomal membrane
Molecular function (GO): zinc ion binding
Source: RefSeq, a predicted model, not a curated record
AAAUUGUGUUAAUGUUGUAUUUAACCUAUUUCACUUCCUUCUAGUAAGAUUCAUAAGUGAUAUAUUUGGCUUUAAGCGUAAGAAUCAGUGCGACAUUUGUAUAUCCAAGAAAAAGAUCAAUGCAUCGAACAUCAAACAUCAUACGUCCACUACCUCGGUAAAAGUUUAUGUGGGGGAAUAAAUAUAUAGUGUAGCUUAAAAGUAUAUAUAGUACAGUAUAUACUACUAACUAAACAAGUCACUAUACUACAUACAUAGUAGUAAUGAUUCCCAUAUCGUACCCAUCACCUCGUGUAUCACAAUUAGAUGCACAUAUAUUGGAUGCAGAACUCAUUACUCUUUUGAAAGAACAACUAACGUCCAUUUUCCAACUUCAUACUACAAGUCGAUUUUCAUAUAAUGAACAUCCGGAAUUAUGGUCAUUAUUAUUAAAUUUAAUUAUAUUUAAACAAACCGUGUGGAAAUCAGGAUCAUCUUAUGGACUCUCUUUACAGAAUUUAAAAUUAUCUGAUUCUCGAACUGGUAAAUUGAUUGGAUUUCCCAAGAGAUACUUAUUGUUAGGAUUAUUGAUAGGAGAUUAUUUAUUCUCAAAAUUACAAACUUAUAUAUAUUCCAAUGAUGAAGUGAGUAAUUCUGGUCAUAGAUAUAAUACAAGUAUACUUGAAAAAUUCAAAAGUUUUAUUAUAAGUCAUCGAAGUACGGUAUUAACCCUGUUAGAUAAAUUAUUCAAAGUAUUGAAUUUAAUAAACUUUAUGCUUUUUUUAAUUAAUGGGAAAUAUCCUUCAUUAAUUCAUAGAAUCUUUGGAAUUACUAUGACACCUAUAGUAUCUGAUUUAUUGAAAUUUAAUGGAAAUAAUGUUAAUUUCGAAUUUCAAAAUAGACAAUUGGUUUGGAAUGUCAUGACGGAAUUCUUAGUAUUUAUAUUACCUUUAUUGCAACUCAGUAAAUUCAAAAGAUUAUUUAAAUCGGCAUUUUCAAAUAAUUAUAUUAAGGAUUCUGAUGGAUCAUCAUCAUCAUCAGGACCAUUUCUUCUACCAUAUGCUAACUUACCACUUUCACAAUGUGCUAUAUGUCAUAAUAAUAAUCAUAAAGCUGAAGCUACUGGUGGUAGAACAUUUAUAUCAGCUGGUACUAUUACUAAUCCAUAUGUAACUAAUUGUGGUCAUGUUUAUUGCUACAUUUGUAUUUCUACUGCUUUUAAUGCUAUAAAAGUAUCAGGAGAAGAAUUAAAGUGUCUUCGUUGUGGUGAAAAGGUGGAAAAUUAUAGAGAAUAUGGAAAUGAUAAUGAAGUUAAUGAUGGCGAUGAAUUUGAUCAAGAUGCCAUUGUAUUUGAAGGUGAGUGGGAAGAGAAUGAAGAAGAAGAAGAAGAUGAUGAUAACGAAGUGGUAUCAUAUGACGUAGAUGACCAUAAGGCAAUGGGAGGGAAGUUAAGUAAAAUUGAUUCAUCUAGAUUGCCAUUAAUUGAAACUGCUAGUGAAGAUGAUGAACAAAGUGAUGGACCUGAAUAUAGUGAAGAAGAAGAUUUCGAUGAAGAUGAAGCAUUAGAUCUAUAAUUAUGUAUAUCGUUUCUAUAGUAUUUAUUGGUAAUGUACAAUAUUUAAUUAGAGUAUGAUGCAAAAUAUAGUUUGAACUAAUUAACUAACUAACUAACUAACUAACUAACUAACUACUUAUUUCAAAAGACU